AAGAAGCCAGCCAGAGGAGCAGUCGGAGGAGGAAGCCUCUGGUGAAGAUGCAGGACCGAAAAAGCCGCGUGGCCCCAGAUACACUGAGGCGGAAAACUGUGCUCUAGUGGAUGGCGUCGACAGGUCCUACGACGUUCUGUAUGGACCAAGGGCACAGACCACAGCAGCUAGGACAAAGCGAAACAUCUGGGAUGCCAUCGCAAGCCAAGUCACUGCAGUAUCUGGAAACCGCCGGAGCACCAGAAACUGCAUGAAGCGGUACCGUGAUUGCCGCAGACAGACCAAAAAGAAGAUGGGGAUUCAGCGCCGACAUGAGACCGCUACGGGAGGUGGACCGGCUCUCAAUCUGAAGUGGCUACCCUGGGAGAAUGUUAUUAGAAGGCGCAUGAACCCUGCUAUGGUCGAAGGAGUUCGCGGAGGUGUGGACUCUAGCCGUCCUGCUGGCUUUCCCGAGGAGGAAGAACCGCCCAGAAGACGGAAGAAGGCGGGAGAUAAGCAGUCCAAAAGGAGGCCUGAUGACAGGCCUGCCCAGAGGUCAUCACCUGCGCGCAGGACAUCGCCAGCGCGCGGACCGACACCUGCGCAGCAGGCAUCGACAGCAGCGCGUGGGCCGACACCUGCGCAGCAAGCAUCAGGAGCGCGCAGAUCUUCACCUGUGCGCCACAGAUCGUCAUCGCACAGUUUGUCACCUGUGCACCAGACGACGUCGGCGCGCAGACUAUCACCUGUGCGCCAGACAUCAGCGCACAGAACUUCACCUGUGCGCCAUACACCGUCGGCGACCACACCACAAGAUGGGCGCCAAACUACAGCUCCUGCGCGCAGGUCAUCACCAGAUCGUCGUAUCUCCAGGAGCUCUGGGACUGUGACUGAAGAGCCUCAAGACACAACCCUUGUGGACCCAUCACCGGAUCUGUUUGAGUCUACAGGGUUAACAGACGAGACUUUUCUUGGGUUUGAGGACAGCCGUGCAGACGUAUCCAGCCAGACCCUUGAAAAGUCUUCAGAUACGAGGACAAGUGAAGCUCCUGGAGCAGCGGCACCACAGGAUGGAGAAGUGGUGCCACGGACCAGCAGCGGACUAGCUUCGGGAAUUGGUUCCUACUACAGGCCGGAUCUCCUCCUACAGGAGUCGUCAGAGGAUGACGAGGUGGAAGUGCAGCAGGCUGCAGUUGCUACAUCCCUGUCUGCCCAAAUGCAAGUGGUGGCAGACGUCCAGGAAGGGCAGAAUCCCUCAACUGUUCAGAGGGUUCACACCCUGGCAUCGGAGAUUACUUCCCGCCAGGAUACGUACACAAAUGUCGUUGGAAGCAGACUGGACAACAUUGAGAGGACAAUGGAGAAGAUGUCAAACAGUCUGCUUGAAAUGCAGAAGGCUCUUGCCGACAGCACGGCCACAAUGCUACAGGUCAGAAUGGAAGAUCAUAGGGAGACUAUGGACGUCCUUCACAUUCUGGCCGAAUCCAUGAGCCGGCUCGUGGAGAACACAACAUGUCUGGCACACAGCAAUACCAACAUGUCGGAGAGCCAUCGACAAUCCUCAUCCAGCCAACAGCUCAUCGCAACCACACUGCAGAUGAUCUAUGACAAGCUCCCAGAACCAGCUCAUCAACACGCUGGUGAUCCACCAUUUCCGCCGUCACAAGCCACAAGGACGCCUCGUACCCUUCCUCAACUACCAUCCAAGUACAGACAGUCACAGAUGUACCAGGGAUAUACAGGGAUGUACCCCACCCACCAGAUGCCUCCACCACCGGCCGCCACAUCUACAGCCGCAUGGGCACAGAGGCCCAGUCAACGUACUACCCAGCCUCCCAGGACAUCGACACCCCACCCUCAGGAGGAACACCAGGAUCCGGACAGACUUCCACCAUAAGCCCGGUCGUAUUGUUUUAUUUACUUCUAUUAUGUUUUUCAUGUAUCCCUUUCUUCCCCUCCCAUUAGUUUUUUUUUUUUUCUUACUAUUGUUUUUUCUUUGUUGGGCUUCCCCACCCGUGACCGGGUACUACCAAGGAGCUUUGUGUAGGCAUACAUGCGCGGGCAUGUAUGCGGGCGCGUGUGGUAACGGAUGAAAGCUCCUUGUGGCUACAUGUAUGAUGGGCCAAAGAGCAAUUCUGAUACCACUCUUUUACCCAAAAAAUCCUUUUUGUAAUGGUGUACAAUAGGCUUUCACUGUUGUGUGAAUUUACUAUUCACUAGUGUGUGUUUUUGGCUUAUUCAUAGGAUUGGGUGGAAAAUUGAAGUGGACGGCAUAAGUUCGUGUUGUGCGUACCAAGAUAUCUAUCUACACAAGAAAAGAAUAUAAAGAAUAACAAACUACUUUUUUGUUUUAUUACCUUUCAAUUUUUAUUUCAAUAAUCAAAU
This is a messenger RNA of Pseudophryne corroboree (corroboree frog), 2364 nucleotides long. RefSeq lists its product as uncharacterized. Lineage: Eukaryota; Metazoa; Chordata; Amphibia; Anura; Myobatrachidae. Bases 251 to 1876 code for a protein of 541 amino acids. The record is from RefSeq and is a predicted model, not a curated record. The transcript has 5 exons.